Messenger RNA from Arachis ipaensis, 634 nucleotides. NCBI's taxonomy places the organism in Eukaryota, Viridiplantae, Streptophyta, Magnoliopsida, Fabales, Fabaceae. The record is from RefSeq and is a predicted model, not a curated record.
AUGGUUAGGAUAAGAGAACCCGAUAAAAAUAGAACACAAACCAAAUAUAGAAGAACUGGAACUUCUGUUACCUACAGUAAUUGUGGCCAAUACAGACACAAUAGGAGACUCUGUCCAAACCCUAUAGUGGCAGCUUCUGAAGGCACACAAGGAUCUGAUGCUGCAACUAGAACUGGAGGAGUUGAUGCUGCUACUGCUAAUGAACCUGGUGCUGCUGUUGAAGCAAAUGGAUCUGCAGCUGCUCCUACUGCUAGAUCCAGGAUGUCUAGAGGGAGAGGCAGAGAAAGAGCAGCAGUAGGGAUGGGCAGAGGAAGGGAUAGAGGGAGGGCUACAUCCAUGACUGCACCAGCAUCAAAGCCUUCAAACACCCCUGCACCACCAUCACAACCUCCACACACCCCUGUACUACCAUCACAGCCGGCCACCUUACCUACACCAGCAUCACUGCCCACCACCUUGUCUACACCAGCAUCACUGCCCACUACACCAGCAUCUCAACCUUUACCCAAGACCAAAAUCUUUGGUGUAAGAAGAAGUGGAAGACUCAAGAUUGGAGUUAGGAAGACAACAAAUCAGCCACCUGAACAUGUUGACCUCACACUUGAUUGAGGCUGAAGAGAGUUUAGGGUUUUUU